Magallana angulata is the source of this 573-nucleotide messenger RNA. RefSeq names its product keratinocyte-associated protein 2-like. The transcript has 5 exons. NCBI's taxonomy places the organism in Eukaryota, Metazoa, Mollusca, Bivalvia, Ostreida, Ostreidae. The record is from RefSeq and is a predicted model, not a curated record. Bases 90 to 494 code for a protein of 134 amino acids.
UCCUUAUUUACAUCGGGAUCGAGAAACAAUUAUCAACAACUUCCGAUUCAACCACCGGUGCUUUGGUACACGCAAGCAAAUUCAUAAACAUGGCCGUGUCGAGUGGAACAUCGUGUGUCCUGUCAUUUACCAUGGCUCUGACCUCGUUUGCUGCCAUGCAGAUGUUCAAGCAGCAGCUGGCAGGGUCUGAGUACAUGACCAUCGUGGGAGGACUCCUAGGAAGCACCAUCUUUUUCUUUGUCCUGGUUGGUGUCGGCAAUCUCGAGAACUCAAUGUUCGGCAGUAAUUUCCAGACCAAACUUUUUCCAGAAGUGCUCUUCUGUCUGGCUGUGUCGAUGUUUGCCUCUGGCCUGGUCCAUCGAGUAUGCGUAACAACAUGCUUUUUGUUUUCUCUGGUGGCAUUGUAUUACGUUAACAAGAUUUCUCAGAAUAAAUAUUCUGCCCCAGUGGCGGCUGUUCCAACCAAAGCAACACAAGGCAAAAAGAAGAAAUAAAGUUGUAACUGUUCAUUUACACCAUGUUAUAUCAUAGACAUUCAUAUAUAGAAAUAAAUUUUAUAUAGGGUUAAGACAA